Messenger RNA from Fusarium vanettenii 77-13-4, 1329 nucleotides. RefSeq lists its product as uncharacterized. Lineage: Eukaryota; Fungi; Ascomycota; Sordariomycetes; Hypocreales; Nectriaceae. The coding region runs from base 1 to 1329 and encodes 442 amino acids. The record is from RefSeq and is a predicted model, not a curated record. The transcript has 2 exons.
AUGGGCCAGAAAUCCAUAUCGUUGCCGGAAGCUCCCGGAACAGGCCAUAACGUUACGCCCCAUCGACAGAGGAGAUUCGCACUCAAGGUUCGGACUGGAUGCAUCACAUGCAGCCUUCCUGUCAUCGCUGCACCUCGACAGGGCGCAAGUGUGAUGGAUACAUCAUUCCUGGGGGCUGCUAUUCACAAGCCACAACCGUCCCUCGCUCAGCCAAUACCAGGGAAGCUUCCCGAAGAGAGGCAGGCCCUGUACAUGUUCCGGACCAAGAUUGCCACGUCGAUCGCUUCUUCCCUUGAUCUUGGAUUUUGGACUGACGAUCUUUUACGAAUGGCCGAGGCGUACACAACUGUUCAGCACGCCGUUGCUGCGCUGGCUACAGCUUACUGCUCAUCAAUCCUUUAUGAGAAUGGGUGUCGAACGAAGGAGAGGCAGUUUAUUCUGACUCAGUAUAACAAGUCGAUCAGCGCUUUGCAACACUGCCUAAGCAGUCCUAAACUCACCAGAAACCAUCAGGUCAUCAUCUUGAUGGUGAAUAUUGUAUUUAUCUGCAUAUGCGCCGUUCAAGGGCUCCAAAAUGAAGCCUGUCUUCAUCUUCGUAACGGCCUGUCUCUACUCAACGAAUGGCAGCUGGGGGCCGAGGAGGGCCAUGGGCUAGAAUCGACACCAACCUCUGUGAAGUUCCUAGCGACUCUGUACACUCAGCUGGACACACAAGCUCGGGUCGUUAUGGAAUGCAGUUUUCCACACAAGACGAGACUCUGGCCCCCGCAUGCUGUCACACUUGAUGGCUGGGGUAGUGGACAUCUUGCCACUAUUACCAAGGCUGCCAGCCAGCUUGAGAGACUGCACAAUGAAUCCAUUCAGUUGACAACACCAUCAGAGCCAUCAGACCGUGAAAAUAUCCGCCCCCAUCAGCAUGCAACAUUACAUCGCAACCUGCAAAGCUGGGAUCUUGAUUUUGGUGGGCUUUUAUCCCAAGGAGGCACUCCCAUUAAGUAUCUGCAAAUCCGAAGGCACCUGACCGGGGCAAGCUUUGAGCUUUGGUGCAGCAAUACAAGCAAAGAAAUGGAGCAUAACCCAACCUGGGCCAGCGAGAUUCUGGAACUAGUCAAUGAGAUCAUGCAAGGUUCGAGAUUCUCAGAGGCAAGCGUGGUAUUCACCCCCGCUGGAGGUUUGAUCGAGGCGCUUUACUUCGUGGCCACAAGAUGCCAUGAUGCCGGAGUUAAGAGGGCUGCUAUUGAAAUGUUGGAGAGGCGUCCCAUACUUGAGGGGCUGUGGAACAGCUCGAUAGCAUAUGCAGCUCUACAUAAACAUCGUGCAACAUGGUAG